UAGAAAAAGUUUAGCUUUGCUCUGGACCCGGAGAAAGUCAUAUUUUAAAACAGGCAUAAUCGGUGUGAUUUGCAUCAUUAUUUUCAGAUUUCCAUAAUCUUUUUACACGCAUAUCCUUUUCUUUCCCAUGUUAAACGACUUCCACGUUGGCUUGCAAGAUUUGAGAUAUUUUACCAGGCAGCAGAGAGCACAGAAAAUGGAGGAAGCUUUUGUAAAGAGCAUCUAUGGCUGUUGUAAAACAUUUUUCCACAAAGAACCACAAGAAUUAAAGACAGUCUAAAUUUAUGGUAAGGGAAUCACAUCUGGCUACAAACCAAUGGAGGGUGUUUUAUUCUUCAUCUUUAUAACUAUGAUAGUAUUCAAAGGGGCAGAAUACCGUACACUCUUGUUCGACAGGAUAAAUCAAAUAUAGUAAUUUUUUUUAAUCCUGUUGUAAAUAGGAUGCUUGCUUGAUUAGUAUCUUUGGUAUUCCCUGAAAUCCUCUGUUCCCAACUUAGUAGUUAUGGCAUUGCCACGGAAUUCCUGAAGAAACAAGGGUUACUUCACUAAAAUAUUUUAAUGUCAAAUAGUAAGGACAAAAGAUUUGCAUUGACAAAAAGCACUCAAACUUGGCCAAAAAUAAAACUUUGGGGCCGGCUCUUGUCAAUUGCAAUGACAAGCUUGGGAAAACAGGGGGCCCUUCCUUGUUAUCAACGUUGGGACGUGGUUUCUCUGUUUCCCUGGAAAAUUCAUUCCGUGGAUUCCAUGAAAACCCCGUACUUCCAAAACUUUCCUGCCCCAUUAAAAAUUGAAAAAAAAUAAAAAAAAGACAAAAAACAAAUAAAGACGUCAUAAACCCCAAAAAAACACAUAAAAUGUCAUUUGUCUCGACCACGUCAACAACUAGGCCAAGUUGGCCCUUUCAUUAAUCAAAGUAAAACAUUAUCUUCAAUUUUGAGGUGGGUCCUACUGCAGAUCAACGGUGGAUGAUUGGUCUCUCCCCUAUGUAGUUGGUAGCCUCGUCAUCACCAAAGCAUUUUUGAAAAGUACGUUAAAAUCCAGCGGAGACUGUCUCUGUCGUUUCUCCAUUGCGAAUAUAAAUGGACAGCCUCAGUUUGAGUUAUUGAGAGAAUCCUCGAAGCAGAAAUAGGCAGUGAAAAUGGGAGGAAUAACUGGACCUUCUGAUUAUUCACUAGAACCGCCACGCCAUCCUUGUCUUAAAAUCAACGCCAAGGAGCCCUUCAAUGCUGAGCCACCGCGUUCAGCUUUAGUUUCCUCUUAUGUGACACCAGUGGAUUUGUUUUAUAAGAGAAAUCAUGGACCAAUCCCCAUAGUUGAUGACAUAGAGAGAUAUUGUGUUGAUAUAAGUGGUUUAAUUGAAACUCCCAAAAUGCUGUAUAUGAGGGAUGUCAGGAUGCUGCCAAAAUACAAUGUUACAGCCACUUUACAGUGUGCGGGUAAUAGGAGGACUGCCAUGAGCAAAACCAGAAAUGUUAGAGGAGUGGGCUGGGAUGUUUCUGCUAUAGGGAAUGCUGUCUGGGGUGGUGCCAAAUUGGCUGAUGUUCUUGAACUCAUUGGGAUACCAAAGUUGACAAGUAGCACUCAGUCUGGUGGAAAACACGUAGAAUUUGUGAGCAUUGAUAAGUGUAAGGAGGAGAAUGGAGGCCCAUACAAGGCAUCAAUUCCACUUAGUCAGGCCACAAAUCCUGUUGCAGAUGUUUUACUUGCUUAUGAGAUGAAUGGAGAGCCUCUUAACAGGGAUCAUGGUUAUCCGUUGAGAGUAAUUGUGCCAGGUGUUAUAGGUGCUCGCUCUGUCAAGUGGCUGGAUUCUAUCAAUAUAAUAGCAGAAGAAUGCCAGGGCUUCUUCAUGCAAAAGGACUACAAGAUGUUUCCACCAUCUGUGGAUUGGGAUAACAUCAAUUGGUCUACAAGGAAGCCACAAAUGGAUUUCCCUGUUCAGUCUGCAAUUUGUUCUUUGGAAGAUGUGCAGUCAAUAAAACCUGGAAAGGUAAAAGUAAGUGGAUAUGCAGCAUCAGGAGGUGGCCGUGGAAUUGAACGUGUAGAUGUAUCUAUUGAUGGUGGCAAAACUUGGGUAGAAGCCUCUAGAUUUCAGAAGACUGGUAUCCCUUACAUAGCAGAUGACAUAACCAGCGACAAGUGGGCGUGGGUUCUUUUUGAGGUCACAGUUGAUAUCCCACACAGUACUGAGAUUGUUGCCAAAGCGGUGGAUUCAGCUGCAAAUGUCCAACCUGAAAAGGUGCAAGAUAUUUGGAACCUAAGAGGGAUUCUGAACACUUCAUGGCACCGAGUUCAUGUUCGAGUGGGCCACUCAAAUAUGUAAAACAAACCUAUUGAACAGUUAAAUAACUUGGCUAGCAUCCUGAAAUGUGUGGCUGACUUUCUUUACCUUGUGUUUUGUGCAAAAUAAUACCGCCUGGCUUAAUAAUGUUGUUUUUAGUGGGCUCAUAUGUAAACUGGGAACAGAAUUGAGUUGUUGAAGGCUUUGCAACGAGUGGUUCCUCUUCAAUCUUGCAUGAUUUCAUAUUCUGGGUUAGCUGUGACCAUCACUGUCUCCAGGUGUUGCUAAUUUCGUGCUGUUUUUGGGGUCAAUAUCGUUCCAUCCUUCAUAUAUAUUGGGAUAUGGCUUUUGAUGCUAAAUUCUCCUAAAACAGCAUCUAGGAUCAUUGUAAUAAUAUUGGGAUGUCAAUGGAUAGAUGUAACGGGUAAGUA
Molecule: messenger RNA, 2709 nt
Organism: Durio zibethinus
Lineage: Eukaryota; Viridiplantae; Streptophyta; Magnoliopsida; Malvales; Malvaceae
Product: sulfite oxidase-like
Biological process (GO): sulfur compound metabolic process
Cellular component (GO): mitochondrion
Molecular function (GO): molybdenum ion binding; heme binding; sulfite oxidase activity
Source: RefSeq, a predicted model, not a curated record